Molecule: messenger RNA, 4368 nt
Organism: Iphiclides podalirius (scarce swallowtail)
Lineage: Eukaryota; Metazoa; Arthropoda; Insecta; Lepidoptera; Papilionidae
Source: the annotation of a GenBank genome assembly
AUGAGUAGAUACUACAUAAUACUGAGUAGGCUUAGUAAACGGGAACUAGAAGACCUGUAUUUCGCUCUGCUUGAUAAUAAUUUGGAAUUAAAACAAACCAUCAAUAACCAAAAUGAAAAGAUCAAGCAAUUGUCUACUAGAGUGCAAAGGCUAUCCGCAGUUCAGAGGACAAGCCUUAGUAGGAGUGAAAGGGAUUGUUGUACAAGUGGAAAAGCUGUGAUUAGGGAGCAGAAUCAGAUCAUAGCAGACCAAAAGAGAGCUAAUGACAGACUUUCAGAGAGGGUAAAAAUUUUAAAUAUGAGGCUCUGCUCUGCAAAACAGUUUUUAGGUCGGAAUUCUGCCCGCUGCAAUAAAUGCUGCUUGGGAACAAACAUCUCUGUUAAAAAUUCAACAAUAAGUGCAACACUCAACAGUGCAAAUAAAAGAAGUGCAUCCAAUCUUCAAACAACUAUAGCCUCAAAUGAAAUUAUUCACAAGGAACUUCCUCAGACAACAUCCGUCGAGGUGCAAACUGACCAUCUGGAUGCUGACAACGGGGAAAAGGUGUGCAACGAAAACAAAUGCAAGACUCUAAUGGAGGAGUUGAAGCAGAAAAUUGUCGCUCUGGAAGAGGAGUUGUCUAAAGCCCACGAGGAACACUCGAAGCGGGUGGAAAGGUUGGAGCGAGAAGUCCUCACACUUCGCCAGAGCAAAAGCGAGAAGCUCCUCACGCUGCAACAGAGCGAAGAGCAGAUGGGGCAAUUGAUGCAGCGGCUGAGGGCGGCUGAAAUGAAGUGUGACGACAUCAACCUCCAGCUUUCGGUGGAGAAGCGAAAAGUAUCUGAACUGGAGACCAGGUUGAAAGCUGCUGACCUUUCUGCCCAUGUCGCUAAGACCGUAGAGCGACACCUUAUGGACCAUAAUUUGCAUGCAAAGUGCGAAACAUUAUUGCCUCUGUCUGACAAGCUACUAUCUGCGGACUCAUCGGACCAAAGGAGGACAAAGGUGACCCAAGAGCAGCCAAAGAACUCUGAUGAUUCUGGCUACAUGGAUACGUCUCUAUUCGACGAGAGAAAGAGUCCUGCCAAAGACGUUACUAAGGAAUUGCGAGAGAAAAUAUUUGACCUUCAGUCGCAAUUGAACUCAUUGAAACGUCUAGCGGCAGUUGACAAAGAUAUCGGGAAAAGAGUGUCGAACUUUGAACCAUACGAGUUGGCAAUCGAGGCUGAUCAGGUCUCUAUAUUGAAGAGCAUCACUGAUUAUAAUUUGAUGAGGAGCUCGCCGUUCGUCCCCGAGCCAAAUCGCACAAAGUCGGGAGAGGUUUUCGAAAUUAAAAGGCCAGAAUCGUUUAUUCUUCAAGAGAAUGGGCAAGAUACUCUUGAUGCCAAAAUGUCUCAUGUAACUGACACGUCUAAUACAUCUGAGACCGUAAAAUCAAAAUCCGAUUUAUUAGAGAGUAAAGGCAUUUCGGAUAAACCUGAAGAGUUUCAAAAAGCCCGUAAAAAAGAUGAAAAAAUGUCUAAGAAUGUUUCUUACGAAGAUGUUAUCUUAAAUAGUGAAAAGAGCAUCGUUAAAGGCACUUUAGGUGAAUGUGGCGAAUUUCAUACUCUAUUGCGACACGCGUCUUCCGAUGAAAAGCAUAAUGCCAAAAUUAACGAAUUGAGUUCUACCAAUAAUGUUAUAGAAAAGAUAUCGACCAAACGAGGCAACAGAGAUGAACAUGUGAAAUUAAGCGAUGAUUACCACAUACGGGGGAGUCAUACAAAUAUAACUGACAAGCGUCAAACCGCUGAAAAGAAAUUCGAAUGUGAUAUAACUCCAACCGAUGAUAAAGAUCUCAAUAGUUCUAGAGAAUACGCUAGUAGAAGCUGUUCUAAAGAAGAGAAUAAAGGUAUCAUGAAUAAAGAACAAGUUGCUAAAGGCAGCCGCAUUUAUAGUGCAGAAACAAAAACAGCGUUUAGAUCAAAAUCCGUGCCGGAAAAAGCUCUAAUUGAAAUUAUUAAGUCCGACUCGAGUACCGACAAAAUACCUAAAAGCCCAAACGUAGCCUCAUUUACGCAUAAAUUGGAAGAAUUUGGAGAUAUUAAAGUGUUGAAAGAAGUGAAGCCCAGUUCGGAAAUCGAUUUAACAGAAUUUGAAAAGGUGGAAAAGGGUAAAAAGAAAAAAUCGAUCGUUGGUCAUGGAUUAACGACAGAAAAAAAUCAAAGAAGGGGGAAGUCUGAUUUAAAUGGACCGGCAGAAAAGAUUGUAGAGCAAGACCAUGAAAUAGUGGACAGUUGCCAGUGCCGCGCGCGCGUAUGCCCUUGCCCGCUGGUGCGGCGGCGGGAAGUUAACGUGUUCCGCACGUGCAGCGGCACCGCCCGCUUCGAGACGGUCACCACCGCCGUCCGCCCCUUCGAGCGGUGCGCGUGCUGCUCCAAAAACGUGCAGCGCGAUCGAAAUGUUGCCCGCGGUUCCAGGACGCCGCAGCGUCGCUCCUCAUCAGGCGGUGGUACCUACGUAGUGAGGGGUGCCCCUUCUCCCGUUCCUGCUGACACGGACGGAGAGAUCUCCGGACUCACCGACCUACCGGACGAGAGAGACGAAAGCCCCAGGAACAUUCUAUCGCCCGGCGAGGAAAGACCAACUUACACGGAGACCCACACGUCGACUACUGACAUAACGCUCAGCGAGGGCGAAUUGCCGGUCUCAUGUGGAGCAAGAAAACCGCUAUCACCGGGCGAGAGGAAAUGGAAGAAUAGCAGUGGAGAAAUAUCGCCGGCGAUCACCUCAUCGCGGAGGAUGGAGGAGGCUCUCCAAGCGGUGGGCGAGGAGUUGGCCCGCUGCAGACAGAUGCUGCAGCGCCAGAGACCCCAGCAGGCGAGCUCGAAGGGUGUGUCGCCAAUGACGGUCUCCGCGUCGGACACGAUAGCGCUGAGCAAGGUCGUGAGUCAGGCGCGAAUUGUGCCCGAACACGCGCACUCCUGCCGUUUCACCUUCCACGUGGGCACCCUGGUGUUGUCCGAUCAGGCGGUGGCAUACUCGCGUGGCAAGUCCCUACUCCUCGCGUGGCGGUUCUACGACCAGCAGCAAUCCAUGGUGCGAAUGAGUCCAGGGCGAGUCCUGCAUUUCGACUUCACAAUGGAGUACCGCCUCCCCCUCACCGAACACUUCCUCGACUACCUGAGGAGAGAAGUGAUGCCUAUAACGAUCUACGAGAUGCAACGGCCCGAAGAGGCGCUGGCAAGUUGCUCUAUGCCUCUGUGCGGGGCCCUGGGCCGUGCCAACCGACGGGUGUACCUGUCGCUAACUUUAGUGGCUGGCUCCGAAAUGCUCGGGAGCCGUCACGACUUCGACGAGCUGGACUCGGGCGAUGAGGUGGGUGUGCUCGACGUGUGGUGCCGGCUCAAGGUCGGACCCGGCCUCCUGGGAACCGUACGGAGGGCGUCCCACCAGUCGCCUGACGUCACGGCUACACCAUCGUUGACCAACGGUCGGCCCUGCGGUUCUAGCCUGACACAAGAAAAUUCACCGAGGCGAGAGAUAGAGCAAAAGAUCGUCGUAAGUUCGGCUCAAGAUCUAAGACGUAAGAUAGCACAUGAGAUCCAAUCGCCCAGCAAAAUGCGUGUACUACUAGAAGUAGGAGCAGUAGACACACAUGGCUCGGAGGAUGGCAACCGACGCGCCCUGGACAUAACCGUCAUGUGGAUCGCCCUGAACGAGGAGUGCGAGGCCAUGACGAGAACGGACGUCCAGCGGCUCUUCGUCGCGUACAGCUUUCUGGGGAGGGACGGUGCCGAUCUGGAGACCCCCGUCAGCCUGCCCAAGCCCAAAGACUGCCGGGAGAAGUGCCACUUCAACUUCAAGAAAAUUUAUGAUAAAAAAUUAAUAGCGUUCCAACUGAGGGAAUGCGACUUGCCACUGCUGGGGCACAUGGCCAAGUGUAGACGUCGUCGCAACGUCCGACCCAGCCACAGGGACUGCCUCACCUUCACCGUCAUCAGCGAACCCUCAGAAGACCCCCUGGGCCUGAACAGCUGUGAGGAUAUCGGUUAUGCCCGGCUGUACCUGGGCGACGUGCUGGACCGUUGCUUCAGCUCUGACAGCUACACCGACGUGGUGUCUGUCAGGGGAGUGAAAUCAAACUCCGCAUGCGGCGUCCUGGCUGUACGCAUUGCGGGCCUUAGAGCACUCAAGCGCAUGUGUCAUAGUGCUAGCUCGGCCGGCGGCGGACGCGCAGUCGCCUACACGCGCGAGAAACGACGACGCACCGGAGCGUUUAAGUUCGGCGAGUGGAUCAGCCGUGUCGCGGUGCCCGCACUCCUCAGGACCCGAAGGCGGCUCAGCGAGAGCUGGGGCAGGGCGGUCACGCUCCGAAUGGAGAUGGAAGUGAGUGGAAUUACUUUACGC